AUGAGCCAGUACAUCGUCCCCGGCUCCGCAGAGCAUGUCUCCUCCUUGCUCUCAGGAUAUGGUUUAGGCUGUCCGCACCACCUGGUCUGUUCCUCGGGAGUUUCACAGGCCUGGCAUUAUCCGAAGCGUCUGGGUUUCUUUUCAGCACACAGCCCAGAUUUGAUCAUCUUUUACGUUGACACAAAGAAUAUUUGCUCAGACUGCAUGAAGCUAUUUGUCCCUUCUGGCUUCAACUUCUGGUCUUCCCUGCCUGACCCCAAUGGAGGAGGUGAAAAUUUGGAUAGUCCUCCCCGGAAAUGGCUUUUCCCGAAUGGGCAAGCAGAACAUUUCAUCAAUCUGCGAAAAAUCGGAGGUGGUGCCUCUGAGCUCGCUAUUGUUCCGCUGCCAUCAUCUCCAGUGGCUGCGGAUGCAUGGGAAUGGAUCAAAUCACAGAAAAAGCCAUUCUAUAUAGAUCAACUACAUCUAGCUCCCAGAUGGUCUCCCGUCAAUGAGCGGAAUGCCUUGGCCGACGCGGCUACUGGCUGGCAAUACGGCAUUGCUAUUCCGGCACCAACCGUUGAAACAAUCUCUGCUCCCACAAACAACAAGAAAACGGUGGCAAAAGCUCCGCAACCAAGUUCCAGCAAAGGACCGCCCUCAAAACCCAAGACGUCGGCGGAUGCGGUAGAUAUGCCAGAGAGGAGGAAAGUUCGGAAGUCAAAGGAUCCAGAAGACACCACAGGCGCACAGGCCGUAUCUUUGAGCACGAAAGAAAAUGUUGACGAAACAGUGAGUGUUUCUAAGCCUGUAUGCGAAGUUGAACCCGGUGCAAAACAAAAUGGUCAGGGGCCAACAAGCUCCAAGGAACAUAUUGGUCCCCGCCACAAAGAAAAGGUUAAAUCCAGAACUACUCCAGCACCUGAAGGGGAAUCUAAGCCUGUGAGAGCUGGAGGUUCGUCAAAAAUGGCUUCUACUCCGGCCUCUCAGUAUACUCUUUCGGCUACGGAAGAUUCGAAGCCACAACGAGAACAAGAAAGGCCAUAUUCGGCUUCUCCAGCAGUACAUGGCGCUCCAAUUCGCAGAAAGGCUGUUGGUGCUAUGAACAAGACAAGCAAUACUGCUGUUGAAAUCACUAAAGUCGACAUUCAAGAAAUUGACUCCAUGGUGAAGCCGAACGCCAACAGUCGCGGCAAGGAAACAGUCAGCGUUAAGUCCAAGAGUACCAUUACAACCAAAGAUGUGCAUGCAAAGCUGAAGGCUGCAGAACCAUCGAAGGAAGCAUUGAAGAAGAAGUCAUCCAAGGCCAAACCUGUUGACAUAACGAAUGAAAUGCCGACCUUGAUGAAGACUGUAGAACAGCCCAAGGGAUUUUCUUCCCAAACUACAGUUGCUUCAACCUACACAAGGAGCUGGUACAACUAUGAUCCAUUUUCCUUCGAUGGUGCUAUGACUCUCUCCGAACUUUCGGACUACAAGCGACGAGCUCGAACAGUCGACAAUCACGCCGAGAGAGCACCUGAACUUCCACUGGAGACCUUUCUUCGGGAGACACAGCCGCUUGAUAAGUCAGAAACUCUUUCGGGCUUGAAAACUAAAAAGACGCUGAAGAAGGAAGAUCCCUUCACAGCUUUGGUCUCGCCAGCUGCUAAAGACAAAAGGCCAUCUAAACUACCUCUUGGCUCGGCGUUGGGUAUGCAGGCCGUCCUGGAAGCCGAGUCUUCCUCGGGAAAGAAAUCCAAGCCGCCUUCAGUAGAAGGUCCUGUGAAGACCAGAUCUGACAAAGUAUCCUCAACAAAGCCCAUGGGAGAAACUUUGUCAGAGUGGAGUAAAGAGGUUCAGAAAGUUGCAAAGAAAGGCAAGACUGAACAUUCCGGUAGAUCUCUAAAGGACAAACUCUCAAAGGCCGUGAAGAAAGAAGGAAAGGCUGCCAGCUCACAGCCUGGAACGAAAACUGGCAGUAGAAGUUUUCAUUCGAAGGACAAAUCGUCCCACGGAGGCCACCAGUCUUCCACGACUGUCACCAAUGACGAGCACAUUCACCAUAGGCAGCCCAAGAAGAAGAUUAAUGACCUUAAAGGUGGCAAACCUAAAAGGAAACCGAGCACAAAGCCAGAAAGCAAUCUACAUACAGAUAAACAUGACGAGCAUGAAGAUGAUACACACGGGUCAGAUGGUCACAGUUCAGCAGGCGAGCAAUCAAGUGAGCCUCAGCAGCCAGGGGAGCAACCACAACAGUCCGGUGAGCAGCCAGGCGAGCAUGGCCAACCAGGUGAACCAGAGAAACCAGGUGAACCAGAGAAACCAGGUGAACCAGGUGAACCAGAGAAACCAGUUGAACCAGUUGAACCAGUUGAACCAGAGAAACUAAACGACCAUCAACCGCCAGGCGAGAACGAGCGACCAAGCAAGCAUCAACAAGAACUAGGCGAACAUAAACAGCCAGGUGAGCCUGAGAAACCAAAUGACCACGAGCAACCAGGAGAGCACAAGCAACAAUCAAGCGAGCAUUCAGGAGUUGGUGCAAAUAAUAUCGACCCAACAGAGUCUACCCAAUCCGCCGCUCAACCUAUCAAAAACAGCGCUACGCCGAAUAGUCCUGUUGAAAGUAACACAGCAGGGACUGACUUGAAACGCAAAGUCUCCUGCGCACCUCAGCCGGCCUCAUCAGCGCAACAGUCGAUGGAUUCAUCAGUUGAGCCAAAUGCACGAGACCCUUCUUCUGCUGGGAACCCUGGUGAUGUACAAAGCCAACCUGAUACAGAACCAGCUAGUGCUCCUCCACAAGCUCUUGGAACAAGAAAUAUCCAAGACACCAUCUCAGGAACCGAGAGUUCCCCAACUGGGGCCACGACAACUGCUGAUGUUGCAGUGGCGGUAACCUUGGGAACUUCUUUGUGCGACACAAAACCUAAUCCGAGCUCUUUGAAAGAAAGUAAAACGGACCCACCGUCAACGAUAUCCUCCAACGGUUCUCAAGAAACCACCGUGGCAGGGCCCGGGUCUGCUCAAGGAUACUAUGAACAGUCUACAUCACAAUCAGUACAAAAUGUGCAAGCCCAGGUAAACUUUAUCUCAGACCCCAUCCAAGGAUCCAGAGGUGGGCUGGGCGGAAGCGGGGAAUCUACUUCUGGGGAACAAAGGCCUUCCACUCCAUCGUCGAAGUUGCCGUCCGGCACCGCAUUCAUAGCCGGGACUGUCAUUGCAGGCGCAGCCGUUUUGACUGGCCACCUUGCAGCCACCAGUGCGAGUUCGUCCUCUAAUUCAAACGAUGCAGAUGGUGUCCAUUCCAAUAGCAGUCGUGAAGAUCUAGCGGCGCACUGGGACGAUGAUUUCGAUAGGGUAUCUAGCGAUCAUCAACAACCUGAGCCUGACAACAGCGACAUCGAUGGCGUCCACGGUGCCCGCUCUGUCACAAGUGAUGACGAGGAAGCUUCUGAACACGUAGCUGAAGAUGACAACAUGUCGCAGCCAGAUAGUUUCAUCCAUCACAGGGAGGUUGAGGGUGAUCUUUUCAGCUCAUUCGACGUUCAAAAUGACCCGCAUGAACAGCAAUUUCAAAGUUAUGGGAACUCGGACAAUGAAUCAUUACACGAGGCUACGGAAGGUCAUUUCUACAAGCCAAGCUCUGAAGAUGGUGAGAACGACGAGCAAAGAUCUCAACAGCAUGAUAUCGAAAGUCAAGAGGGAUUCUCCGACAAUAGUGAAGAGUCCAGAUCAGAUGAUGGACAGUCUACCAGCGCAGACUUUCCAGAGCAGAGCGACAACAAUCAGCAAGGCGACUUUUCCCUGGAUAGCUAUUCAGACGUAAACUCACAUCAUAGCGCGGAAGAUGAGAUGCUUAGCCAGAACGAAGACCAAGACCAAGACAGUAACAGCUCAGAUGACGGGUUUGGCAACGAAUCAGACAAUGAAGGCUCGGAUCAAGGCUCCAGUACAGAUUCUGAACAGAGUAUACAAGACGAUGCCGAGGAUGAUUUAGAUCCUGGAUCCAGUCAAGAGGACUCGGGAGAAGGCGACAGCGAGGCGGCUGGAGAUUCGGAUCAGAGCGGGGACGAUGGCUCAGACCACAGUUCAAACGAUGAUGAUGGAUCAGAUUCCCAAGCAAGCCAAUCAUCUGAGGAUGAUCCCGAUGACAGCUCAGAGGGGGAAGAUGACGAGAGCAUAGAAGAAGAGUAUUCAGAUCCAGAACCUGACGACUCAGAACCAGAGUCAGUGGAUGUGUCUGAGCCUGAACAAGUAAUGGACUCCGAUAGUGAAGGGGACGGCAGUGCUUAUUAUUCAGACUAG
Molecule: messenger RNA, 4266 nt
Organism: Fusarium subglutinans
Lineage: Eukaryota; Fungi; Ascomycota; Sordariomycetes; Hypocreales; Nectriaceae
Product: Xurface
Exons: 1
Coding region: 1-4266 (1421 amino acids)
Source: RefSeq, a predicted model, not a curated record